Endocarpon pusillum Z07020 is the source of this 4848-nucleotide messenger RNA. RefSeq lists its product as uncharacterized. The record is from RefSeq and is a predicted model, not a curated record. NCBI's taxonomy places the organism in Eukaryota, Fungi, Ascomycota, Eurotiomycetes, Verrucariales, Verrucariaceae. The coding region runs from base 1 to 4848 and encodes 1615 amino acids. The transcript is spliced from 2 exons. Gene Ontology annotation, molecular function: ATP-dependent chromatin remodeler activity; ATP hydrolysis activity; ATP binding. Gene Ontology annotation, cellular component: Swr1 complex.
AUGCAAAACGGUAGCCUUGAAGGUAGUUCGCAACCUCACAACUCUACCGUUGAAUUAGAUCAAGCAUUACCUCAGUUUACCAAGCCAGAAGAUGUUGGACAGGAACAUGAGGCUGGACCGCCAGCGAAAAAGCGGAAACUUGCAGACACGACUGCCACUUCGAAGACAUUGCCUCGACCAAUAUCACCCCCUUGGAAAAGGAUCGCUGUUGAUGGACCAACUUCUUUCGUCGAGGGUGGGAGAAGGAAAUCGUCACGAACCAAUACCAUUCCUUUGGAGCUCCAGCCACAAUCAGCAACGAGACGGACACGAGCAGCCGCGCACAAGGUCGAUGAGGGCAGAAGUACAUUGGCGCGGCAUUCGUAUGGUGGAUCCUCGAACCACACAAAACAUGAAAAGGGCGCUGAGAGGAGAACGAUGGCUGCUGUUAGACCUGCGCAAAGUGGACCAGGUAGACCCUCCGGUUUGAAAGAGCCUACGAGGAGUACAUCCGCUCGACGAAAUGAUGCUUCCAAAAUUGAAAGCUCACCGGUUCAAGGGACUAAGAGCACUGUCACACAACACUUCCGAGAUGCCAAUGGUGAUACUUCGACUGAGCAACAACAUUCUACACAACAACUUUUAAGCCCAGAAAGAGGCCAACGUCAACCGACUUCACUGAUAUCGCAACUUCACGAACCACUUAUUAGCUUUAACAGGAAGAUAGGCCCACAGUCACGUGACGAGGACGACCAGCUUAACGGACCAGGAGCCGCCGAAAAGUCGCCCAAGAGCAGGUUGCAAAAGAUCAAAUUCACAGUGCGGAUGCCGUCGAUCGUUGUCCAAACUCCUGCGAAUAUCCCGCUGCCGAAACGCUACACCACAUUUCGCGAUUUUCUAGAGCAAGACGAACUGGAGCCUAAAACUGGCGACGGAGUCUUAACACCCCGCCAGGUGGUUAGAGAGGCACAAGUUCGCAAGAAGGUUGAGGUUGCUCAGCGUUUAGGUGGACAAUUUGACAAAGAGCUACAACAGGCCUUGCCAGAGCGGCAAAAGGAGCCAAAUCGGCAACAUUUCCACCAUGACCAUCUCCUCGCACACGCCUUACAUUUUCGAAGGCUUCUUCACAAUGAGCACCUGAAGCACAAAUCAAAUGCAAAAAGAAUCGCUCACGAAGCUGCAAAGAUCGUUCGUGCCAAUAUACCCAAGUCCGCCGAAGAGGUCGAGCAGGAGCAGAUUGAUCUAGAGGCAGCCAAAUACCGGCAGGUUGUGAAAGACAUAUCACGUUUCUGGGCCUUGGUCGAAGUCGAAGUGAAUAAGAUUCGACAAGCUGAAAUUGAUGCUCUUGAUCAGGCUCGUAAAUUGCGGGAAUUCAAUGAACAAGUAGAAAAGCAUACCCAGAUGCUGGCACCGAAGCAGAAUGCGGACCUACUAGGUAUUUCAGACGAUGAAAGUGAUCAAUCAGGAGACUCCACAGACGACACUGUGGAAAGUUCAAACGAGGAGGAUGAGGACAACAUGUCAAGCAGCGACUCUUCGAGCGAGGCUGAUGGCAAUGCCAACGAUGCAGAUGCUUCAUUGACAGCGGAACAGCUCCGUGAGAAGUAUGCGAGCUUGCCCAAAGCACUGGAACCCUCUGUGGGCAGCGAUACAGCUGCACAUAUUAAUGCAGAGCCUGUGCAAGCUAGCGUCAGAAUUGCCAAACCCAUGAUUCUAGAAGAGGUUGACAAUGCUCUUCUUGAUAGUGACUCUGAGUCAAUCGGCACUAACGACGGUGAAGACUCGGAUACUGAAAAUUCUGAUCGGAGUGAUACAGCCGAGGAGACGGAGGAGGAAGAUGAAGAACCUGCGACAUUGCGUUCCCUUUUCGGACCUACCGACCUCAGCGAGCUUGCCAGCCCUGCACCUAUCUUGAGCGUGGAGCAAUAUGAAAGACACGUGAUAGGCGAUGACAACCAACCGCUCGAACGAGAAGAUGCUGCGCGCUCCAUGCCAGAGGUUACUUCGCAAAUUGUACAGGUAGAGCCGCUUACCUCAGUGGCCAAGGUUGACGUCAUGUCGACCCCUGCCAUCGAGUUUCCGACAGACGAGCACAAUAGCAUCGGACCCAGUACUCCCGUCUCACCACACACGUCAGUCACCAAAGCUUCGGAUGGAGACUCUUUCACGUCAAGUGACGCGCGUGCUGACAGUCAACGGCCUGUCACGCCGUUAAAAUCAAACAUACCACGUAUCAAGACCCCUGUGCCAUCCUUGCUGCGCGGUGUUCUUCGAGAGUAUCAGCAUGAAGGGCUCGACUGGUUGGCCAACCUCUAUUCGAAUCACCGUAAUGGCAUCCUUGCUGACGAAAUGGGGCUGGGAAAAACCAUUCAAAGCAUUGCACUCCUCGCUCAUCUCGCUACCGAGCAUCAUAUUUGGGGUCCCCACCUCAUCAUAGUUCCUUCAAGUGUAAUACUCAAUUGGGAAAUGGAGUUCAAGAAGUUCUGUCCAGGCUUCAAAGUCUUAACCUACUAUGGAAGCCAGGCUGAACGACAACAGAAGCGGCGAGGCUGGAUGGACAAUGAUCUUUGGCAUGUCGUCGUAACCUCAUAUCAACUAGUCGUUCAAGAUCAUAAGAAUUUCAAAAGACGCAAUUGGCACUACAUGAUACUUGACGAAGCUCACAACAUCAAGAACUUCCGUUCUCAGAGAUGGCAGACUAUGCUUACGUUCAAGACACGUGCUCGACUCCUGCUAACCGGAACUCCUUUACAAAACAAUCUCACCGAGUUGUGGUCCUUGCUUUUUUUCUUGAGACCUACAGACAUGGCAGAGGAUGAAGAUGAAGCAUUUGCUGGUCUGAGCGACUUUUCCGAUUGGUUCAGGAAGCCGGUCGAUCAAAUACUGGACCAAGGAAGAGACACCAUGGAUGAUGAAGCGCGGGACCAAGUAACAAAGCUACACAAAGUUAUCCGUCCUUAUCUGCUUCGACGUCUGAAGGCCGACGUUGAGAAACAAAUGCCGGCCAAAUACGAACAUGUUGAGCUGUGUCGCCUCUCGAAGCGUCAACGUCAGCUAUAUGAUGGUUUCAUGUCGAUGGCAAAGACGCGAGAGACACUCGCUUCCGGCAAUUACCUUUCCAUCAUCAAUUGUUUGAUGCAGCUGCGGAAGGUGUGCAACCAUCCAGAUCUCUUCGAGACACGACCUGUGACGACUUCAUUCGCCAUGUCCAAACCUGCAGUGGCCGAGUUUGAGGUCAACGAUUUCCUAUUUCGACGCAAACUGCUUUCUGGCUGGGAUCAGAAGGCAAACUUGGACUUUUUGCGGUUGGCCCCAAUCUCAAACGAGAACAAAUCUGCUGUUGAGGUUUUGGAGAGCUCAAGAAUAAUGGCUUUUUCGCAGCUUGAAGCUCUUCGAUUAGUACAGCAACAGCGUCUGGGAUUGGUCAAGCAAUAUCCUCAUACUUCGAUUUCUGGAGCGUUGGCUUCUUUGGAGAGUAUUGGUAGACAUGACCGAAUGGCUGAGCUUGGGCACAGCCUCUAUCAAGAGUAUUUCCACCAUCGGGCAAAGCCUCUCUAUGGAACUGGUCUAAUAUCUCGGCUAUCUAUCGAAACGACAAGUACGGCACUUUCACCGUGUUCGGACGAGAAGUCCUUUCCACGCUUCUGGGAGCUGAGCACACCUUCUGCGAGAUUAGAUCUGGUACAAAGCGUUCAGCAUCGAGCCACUGUAAUGCAACCUCUAAUACGAAGAUUCGGUUGCAUUACUCCCGCUGUUGUCGCCACGGAUCUAGCCAGCAGGUUCUUGUCCGAAGAAGGAACAAUGGCUGUACGAGAGGCUCCUGAGCUAUGGAUUCAAGACCCCUUCCACGAGGCACGAACACGUCUAUCUAUCGCCUUCCCAGAUAAGCGAUUGCUGCAGUACGACUGUGGAAAACUGCAGCGUCUGGACAAGCUCCUGAGAGAACUCCAAGCUGGUGGGCACAGAGCUUUGAUAUUCACCCAGAUGACAAAGGUCUUGGACAUUCUCGAACAGUUCCUUAAUAUUCAUGGCCAUCGAUACUUGCGACUUGACGGCUCGACCAAAAUUGAGCAGCGACAAAUCCUGACCGAACGCUUCAAUAACGAUACCCAGUUUCUCGCCUUCAUCCUCUCCUCUCGUUCUGGAGGUCUCGGCAUCAACCUUACCGGUGCAGAUACCGUGAUUUUCUACGAUCUCGAUUGGAAUCCUGCAAUGGACAAGCAAUGUCAAGACCGUUGUCAUAGGAUCGGUCAGACCAGGGAUGUUCACAUUUACCGGUUCGUUUCAGAGCACACGAUCGAGUCCAACAUCUUGCGCAAGUCAAACCAGAAGCGUAUGCUUGACGACGUUGUUAUUCAAGAAGGUGACUUUACCACAGACUACUUCAACAAGCUCAGUGUUCGUGAUAUGCUUGGUGAUGACAUUGGCGGCAUUGAUCAAGAUGCUAGCGCUGCCCUCGACAAGGUGCUUGGUUCUGCGAAAGGCGGAUUGGGUGCUGUGCUUGAAACAGCCGAAGAUCAAGAGGACGUUGUCGCUGCGAAACUAGCUGAGCGAGAAGAUAGACACGCCGAUGAUGGUGACUUUGAUGAGAAAGUCGUCUCGCACGAAACGAGCGCAACUCCCAGGACUCCAGGAGCACAAACUCCACGCGAGGAUACGUUGGUCAACGGGACCGGUAACAUUGUUGCUCGAGUUCCUCACCUCAAUCGAGCAGUGCGUGAUCUGGACGAGUGGGUCCUAGAAUCAAUGGUCCGAUGGAAGAACGAAGAGCUCGGUGAGAUCAAAGCUGGGACUUUGGCAACAGCAACGCGGGAUAGGAGAUCCAAGAAGAGGAAAGCCGGUGAACAUCGAGUCAAGAGGGCUAGAUGA